AUGGGCGCGCACCAGGCCCAGCUCGCGCGCUGGCUGCAGCUCCUCGCUGCCAAGGGCGUCCAGGAGCUUGUGCUCGUCAACCGCCCGUGGCCGUUUGAUGUGCCCCUCCCGGACACGCUCUUCGGCAUCAGCACGCUCGUUCGCCUCUACAUCGGCCUCUGGAAGCUCCCAGACACAGCCGGCCUCCGCGGCGCCUGCUUCCCCAACCUCCGGGAGCUCGGCAUCUGCACCGUCGUGAUGGAGCAGGGGGACGUCGAAUCCAUCGUCGCCAGCAGUCCUGUACUGGAGAUCCUGAACGUCCAGGGAAGCCACAGGGGGCUCCGCCUACGCCUCGUCAGCCAGAGCCUACGCUGCGUGCAAGUCUGCAGCUCAGUUGUGGAGAGCAUCAUGGUGGUGAAGGCUCCAUGCCUCGAGCGGCUCGUCCUAGAGGGAUGUCGGCACACGGCUGCUGGCCUAUCUACUAGGGUCAGCAUUGUUGAUGCCCCAAAGUUGCAUUCGCUUGGAUCAUUGGAGCCUGGAAAUCAUGUGUUGGAGAUCAGAGGCACUAUCAUAACGGCUGGGGUUAAGGUGAGCAGAAGCAGCAUUCUCACAAGCAUCAGGACCCUCAGCUUACAUGUGCGUUUCGCGGUCCCCAAUGAGGCAAAUAUGGUUUCAACAUAUCUCCAAUUCUGUCCAAAUGUCGUGCGACUGCAUAUCACGUCCAGAAAAUGUAAUCAGCACACUGGUAAUCUCAGGCUCAAUUGCAAGGUGGGUCCCACUGAUAGUGCCAUGUCGCGCAUCAAAGUAAUGUAUUUCCGUGAAUUCCGAGGGGAACAAAGCGAGAUUGCCUUCCUCAAGCUCUUCUAUAAGAGCGCGAAGAUGCUGGAGGCUGCUGUGGUAAUUAUGGCGAACCCAAGCUUCACACCGUUUCGGGCAGAUGUGGCGUUUUCCAGAGCGUGGCAAGCGUCUAAGGUCAGUAGGUGCCAAGCCAGCAUGGUUCUUGAGGGCACAGGUCCUGAAGGUGGCAAGGCGUGGAGUUUCAAAAAUGCAAGUUAUUUUCCAUCCGAGGAAAUUCUCCCAACGAAAGUCAUCAACCUAGGGCAGUAG
This is a messenger RNA of Triticum turgidum subsp. durum (durum wheat), 1086 nucleotides long. The record is from the annotation of a GenBank genome assembly. NCBI's taxonomy places the organism in Eukaryota, Viridiplantae, Streptophyta, Magnoliopsida, Poales, Poaceae.